Messenger RNA from Cylicocyclus nassatus, 1760 nucleotides. NCBI's taxonomy places the organism in Eukaryota, Metazoa, Nematoda, Chromadorea, Rhabditida, Strongylidae. The record is from the annotation of a GenBank genome assembly.
CAAUCUUCGCGAAUUUACAACUUGCCAUUCCAAAUUUCGAUUGUAUUCUACUCUUUCGCUUCAUCCAGUAGGGAACGCUUUUCUCACAUCGGCUCAGACUACAUAUUAGAUAUAUGGCAUCAAUAGAUGUCACAGAGAUACUUCGGGCGUCGGCGGCAUUUGUAGAGCCUCCUCAAAAACGACCUCGUCCAUCAGAUGUUGAACCUCAACCACGACCACCUGUGAACACAGCUACCGCCAAUCCAGAGGACAUACUUGCUGCGUUAGAGCAGGAUUCUGCUCAGGCAGUCAACAUAGAUGAAACACACAUAAAGAAGCUCACAUCUCAGCUCGAAAAGAAGGCACUGAAAAAUCGAGAAAUGCGCACAAAACAUUCCGACGAGCCGAAGAAGUUUAUGGAAUCCGAAGUAGAGCUGGACACUGCUAUUCAGGAAAUGCACGUGCUUGCCACUCAGCCAGAUUUGUAUGGCUGUUUUGUUGAAGCUGGUGGACCAUCUCUUAUGUUGUCUUUGCUAGCGCAUGAAAAUUCAGAUAUCCUGGGUGCUACUGUCAAUCUGUUGCAGGAACUUACAGACGUAGACAUCUUGAAUGAGAGUGAGGAAGGUGCUGCACAACUGAUUGAUAGUUUGGCGUCUGGAAGAAUAGUUGAGUCAUUUCUGACAGCUUUUGAGAAGUUGGAUGAAAAAGUGAAGGACGAUGCCGAUGCGAUUCAUAAUGCUUUGAGUGUUGUUGAAAAUAUGAUAGACUUCCGGCCAGAGACUGCGGAAGAUUGUGUAAAUCAAGGCUUGUUUUUAUGGUUGCUUCGCAGAGCUUGUCAAAAGGGACAAUUUGAUGCGAAUAAGAUGUACGCUAGCGAACUAGUUGCGCUUUUAUUGCAAAUGUCAGAAGCAGCAAAAAGAAAGCUCACAGAGAAAGUUGAUGGUAUAGACAUGCUGCUCAGAGCUUUAGCGGCUUACAAAAGACAUGAUCCUGAAAGUCUUGACGAGCGCGAACAUAUGGAAAACUUAUUCGAUGCGCUAUGUGCUGCUCUCAUGUUGUCAACAAAUCGCGGAAAGUUUCUGGACGGCGAGGGAUUGCAGCUGAUGAAUCUCAUGCUCAGAGAAAGAAAACAAUCUAGGGAGAGCGCCCUAAAAGUUCUUGACCAUGCCACGACCGGUCCGGAGGGCAAAGACAAUUGCAAUAAGUUUGUGGAAAUUUUAGGGUUGAGAACGUUAUUCCCAUUAUAUAUGCGAACUCCAUCCAAGGUCAAGAGGAAGGACACAACUCCAGAUGAACACGAAGAACAUGUUUGUGCGAUUCUUGCCUCUUUAUUCCGUUCAUGCAGCGAAGAUGCCCGUCAGCGUAUGAUGAGUAAGUUUGUGGAGCAUGAACAUGAGAAGGUCGACCGAGCGAUUGAACUCUUCAUAAAAUACAGAGAAAAGCUUACCAAAUUUGAUGCCAAACGAGCCAAAACUGAGGGGAGUUCUGUCGAUGAGGACGUCGAUAGAGAUUAUCUUGACCGGUUAGAUGCCGGUUUGUACACUCUACAAAAUCUUUCUCUGAUAUUGGCUGACGUCUGCGCUCACACGAGCUCAGCCCGGGAUCGUGCAUCCAAGUUGUUUUUCAUGAAGCUGAAACAAGAGAAGAUUUCUAAAGUAUUGUUACCCCUUCUCACUGAGUACCAAGCUAAUAUCGGCGAUGGAGGAGAUGAGGAAAGACGUAGAGUAGAUUUAUUAAUAGCUAGGUUAACAAAGUCCACUAGAGAAAAAGAAGGCUGUUGA